This is a messenger RNA of Mizuhopecten yessoensis (Yesso scallop), 2590 nucleotides long. Its product is annotated as ribosomal protein S6 kinase alpha-3-like. Gene Ontology annotation, molecular function: magnesium ion binding; ATP binding; ribosomal protein S6 kinase activity. The coding region runs from base 1 to 2199 and encodes 732 amino acids. The record is from RefSeq and is a predicted model, not a curated record. Gene Ontology annotation, biological process: protein phosphorylation; intracellular signal transduction. The transcript is spliced from 21 exons. Lineage: Eukaryota; Metazoa; Mollusca; Bivalvia; Pectinida; Pectinidae.
AUGCCACUGGCACAACUUGCAGACCCAUGGAGGCGGAUGGAGAUGGCCCACGAGGCGGAGGCAGCCUCAACUGAAGACAUGCUUGUGGACGAGCAGAAUGACAAUGAAAUGGACAGAGAGAUUGAUGUUACAAGUCUCAUGAAGGAUGGAGAAAGAGUGUCAGCAUCAGAUUUUGAGUUGUUAAAAGUGUUGGGGCAGGGCUCAUUUGGAAAGGUGUUUUUGGUGAGGAAAGUAACUGGAACUGAUGCUGGUGGCCUUUAUGCAAUGAAAGUAUUAAAGAAAGCAACACUCAAAGUACGAGACAGACAAAGGACAAAGAUGGAGAGAGACAUUCUGGCUGAUGUCAACCAUCCUUUUAUAGUAAAACUUGAUUAUGCAUUCCAAACAGAGGGCAAACUAUAUUUGAUAUUGGAGUUCCUACGAGGUGGUGAUCUCUUCACACGUCUGUCAAAAGAGGUGAUGUUCACAGAGGAGGAUGUCAAGUUUUACCUGGCUGAGUUAGCACUAGCCCUGGACCAUCUCCACUCCCUUGGCAUUGUUUACAGGGACCUUAAACCAGAGAAUAUAUUGCUAGACACUGAUGGACAUAUCAAGCUGACUGAUUUUGGGCUUAGUAAGGAAUCAAUAUUUGAUGAGAAAAAAACUUACUCCUUCUGUGGUACAGUGGAGUAUAUGGCUCCUGAGGUUGUCAACAGGAAAGGACACGGCACUGCUGCUGAUUGGUGGUCCUAUGGUGUCCUCAUGUUUGAGAUGCUGACAGGUGCAUUACCAUUUCAAGGAACAAAUAGGAAGGAAACAAUGACACAAAUUUUAAAAGCAAAACUAGGAAUGCCACAGUUUUUGUCUCCUGAGGCACAGUCACUGCUGAGAGCACUGUUCAAGCGGAAUCCUCAGAACAGACUAGGAAUGGGCGUUAACGGUAUUGAAGACAUCAAAACACAGCCAUUUUUCUCCACAAUAGACUUUGAUAGACUGAUGACCCGGAAAACUAACCCGCCCUUCAAACCAGCUGUUGUACAGACAGAUGAUGCAUUUUACUUUGAUACGGAAUUCACUUCCAGGACACCAAAAGAUUCCCCCGGAAUUCCUCCUAGUGCGACAGCCCAUGAACUGUUCCGAGGCUUUAGUUUUGUAGCACCAGCACUACUACAUGACAACUCUGAAAUCCCUAACCCUUUAGAUAAUGAAAUAAGCCUUAAAAAGUUGCCAGGUGUGAAGUCAGUUCAGUUUUCUGAUGAAUAUGAAAUGAAAGAGGAUAUUGGUAUUGGGUCGUAUUCUGUAUGCAAACGCUGCAUCCACAAGCUCACAGGAGGGAGUUUUGCUGUAAAAAUUAUGGACAAAGAGAAGAGAGACCCUUCAGAGGAGGUGGAAAUUUUGCUCAGGUUUGGCCACCAUCCAAAUAUCAUUUCUUUACGGGACGUUUUUGACAAUGGGAACAAAGUGUACAUGGUAACAGAACUAAUGCAGGGAGGAGAGCUGUUAGACAAAAUAUUAAGACAACGAUUUUUUUCUGAGAGAGAAGCCAGUGCCGUUUUGCAAGUUGUAGCAAAAACUGUGGAAUAUCUUCAUUCAAAUGGCGUUGUACAUAGAGACUUAAAACCAUCCAAUAUUUUGUAUGCUGAUGAGAGUGGGUCGCCCGACAGCCUUCGGAUAUGUGACUUUGGCUUUGCUAAGCAGCUUAGGGCAGACAACGGCCUUCUGAUGACGCCCUGCUAUACAGCAAACUUUGUAGCCCCCGAGGUGCUGAAGCGCCAGGGUUAUGACGCUGCUUGUGAUAUAUGGAGCUUAGGUGUACUACUUUACACUAUGCUGGCAGGUCACACUCCAUUUGCAAAUGGCCCAAAGGACACACCCAAUGACAUCCUAUCGAGGAUCGGUACUGGCAAGUUUACAUUGUCGGGAGGAAACUGGGAUUCUGUGUCGCCAGCGGCAAAGGAUCUUGUGCAGAAAAUGCUGCAUGUUGACCCCCAGAGUCGACUGACUGCCACCCAAGUGCUCAACAACUCAUGGAUAGCCCACCGUGAAACACUGCCUCACCUGCGACUCACACUUCAGGAUGCUCAGCUUGUUAAGGGAGCAAUGCAUGCCACAUUUGAGGCGCUUAAAGACCAGCCGAAACCAGUCCUGGAACCUGUAGGAGCCUCUACUCUGGCUCAGAGAAGGGGCAAAAACAGGCCCAAGAGUUCUACAGCAGUGUGAUGAACUUUAGCCCUACCUGAUGGUCCAGGCUUUAUUGGGCUUGAAUCUCACACUUUGGGCCUGUAUUGCCUGAAGUGAGACAAGUGAAGUGGAGGACACAGGAAUGAGCCAGAGGGCAGGUCACUGGACACUUACUAGACCUGUCUCACUUGUUUACUUCUCUGUCAACAACAUUAUAGCUUCUACUUACUUGUGCAGGACUCAUCCAUCACUAGUUUAAUCAAUUUCAUACUAUCUUUAAAGUAUCUAAAGGUGUCCAUACAUUUUUUGUACUAAAUAACCUCCCACCAUCCCACCCCACAAAAAAAUGGGAAAAAAUAUACACUUCUUCGCACCACAUCAGUCCAGAAAGAUGUGACUAAUGAUGUCAUUAUGAUACUAUUGUNGUUUU